Molecule: messenger RNA, 1742 nt
Organism: Salarias fasciatus (jewelled blenny)
Lineage: Eukaryota; Metazoa; Chordata; Actinopteri; Blenniiformes; Blenniidae
Product: E3 ubiquitin-protein ligase DTX3L-like
Exons: 5
Coding region: 146-658 (170 amino acids)
Biological process (GO): Notch signaling pathway; protein ubiquitination
Source: RefSeq, a predicted model, not a curated record
CCCAGCGAUCCGACGCCCUGCCGUGUCGCCCGAGCUCCGAGCCUUCACAGAGAAACACCGGGAGAGGAGAUUUCAGCUCAGCAGGGAUUCCAGGAGCUUCCGCCAGGUACCCAGGACGCCGUCUCCACAGCUCCAGGCGCACCCGAUGGGCUCAAACCACAGCAGCGGCAAACACCACUGUAACCAGUACCUGAACGGGCAGGGUCCGCCGUCUCUGCUCCAGCAAGCUACUGAGCAGGUGAGCGGAAAGUACAGCCUGAACGACUGUCAGCCUCCGGGCCAGAUGACCUGGGUGAUCCUGCACAAGGACCUGCCGGGGUUCCCCAGGGACGACACCGUCCAGAUCAGCUUCGUGUUCCCAGACGGGAUGCAGACUGACAAGCACCCCCACCCCGGCCAGCCCUUCUCCGGGCGGAGGCUCUCCGCUUACCUGCCAGACAAUCCCGAGGGCCGGAAGGUCCUGAAGCUGCUGGACAAGGCCUUCAGCCGGCAGCUGCUCUUCACCGUCGCCACCGGCGAGGACGGACAAGACGCCGUCACCACCAAGACCAUCCCUCUGAAGACAGAGGCCGAGAGGGGGAGCGCCGGCGACAGUUAUCCAGACUCGGACUACCUGAAGACUGUCAGGAGGCUGCUGAGGGAUGCAGGUGUUCAAUAACAUGAAACACACUGCUGGAUGAACACAGGAAGACUCACACGUCAAGCUGUUGAUGAAUAAGUGUUACUGUUCACUCUUUUCCAGGGUUCUGUACAUUGUAUUUAAUAUAAGAUUAUUUGCUCUUUGAGUUUUCAUGAAAUGUCUGAUGUUCUGUGUGGAAGUGAACGUUCUGUAGAACUGUUUGUUGAUGCUUUGGCCAUUAAAUCCAUCACUGAUGAUCGUUUGUGAACCCUGCAGUUCAUAUAUCAUGUUUGUAAAUGAAGUGACGGGAUGCAGCGUUGGAGACAUCCUCAUUUCCCUUUACCUCCAAAAACAUCAUCAAACCACCAAACCCUGCUGGAGUGUGAGAACCACGCCGGGUUCCUGUCUGGAAGCUAAACACCAACGGGUUAAAUUCUCCCUCACUUCUGUUCAGGUCCUGCUUACAUGGCAGGAACGUCAACAGAAACCACAAAACUUUGUCUGUUUGCACGACAACAACAAUCGGCGUCACUGAAAACACAUUUUUUUGAAGAUUGUUCCAAGUGGAACAGGAAAAAAAACCAAAAAACUUUCAUUGUGUUAAAGGGGGGGAAAUGAAACUUCUGGAAACCCUGGGACUCUGGUCCUGGUCCUGGUCCGAUUCUUUCUCCUGAUACUGAUCCUGAUCCUGCUCAUCCGGCUAGUCCUGGUCCUCCUCCUGGUCCUGGUCCUGGUCUUGGUACUGUUCCUGCACUCCCCACUCCAUCUGGACGGUUGUUGUUCACAGGCUCAGUGGUUUCAGUGUACCGGUCCUCUGAAAGCUGAAGCCCACAUCCCACGUUCGUCAUUUCCACCAAUAAGACAAUAUGUACAGGAAGCGAACUCUGGGGGGGCCAGGGGGGUCUCAGCCCCCUUCAUGAGACAUAAGCUGUCCUGAAAACAUGAUUUGUGAAAUUUUAGGGGGCCCUAAAUACUGGCAAAAUGCUGUUUCCCCCGUGUAUUUCCUUUAUUAUUAUUACUUUUGUAUGAUCAUAACCAUGGAUCAUGUGCAGAAUGAGGCCAAUUUUAAUGUAUGAUUUACGCAUCACUAUAUCACUGUAAUAAAGAUGCCGGCCUGCAUGCA